Lytechinus pictus (painted urchin) is the source of this 3075-nucleotide messenger RNA. RefSeq names its product solute carrier family 49 member 4 homolog. The coding region runs from base 306 to 1781 and encodes 491 amino acids. Gene Ontology annotation, cellular component: intracellular membrane-bounded organelle; membrane. The record is from RefSeq and is a predicted model, not a curated record. Gene Ontology annotation, molecular function: transmembrane transporter activity. The transcript is spliced from 13 exons. Lineage: Eukaryota; Metazoa; Echinodermata; Echinoidea; Temnopleuroida; Toxopneustidae. Gene Ontology annotation, biological process: transmembrane transport.
AUACUGCAUUAUAAUUUGAAGUCGUGUUUGCAUCAUUUGCUUGUAUAUAAUUUCUUUUUAUAAUGUAAUCUUUCGUAUUUCAUAGCUCCAGGCAUGGACAUCUUAUUUUACGAGAUAACAAUGUAUGACCAUGGUAUGACCUCGAAUCGACCGAUACCUUUUCCGAUUUAAUGAACUUAAGUCACGCUCCAAGACACCUAAUGUCACACCAGAAACCGAACACACGACACUACACACUUCAGCCCGAAAGACCCAGGACAAACAACAAUAAUCAGGAACUUGAAGGGAUAUCCUAACUAUGAACCAUGUCUAACAUGCUUAAGGAAAAUGGAAGCGAAAGAAGACGUCUUCUUGAUGAUGAAUGCAGUCUCCAGACAACCCCUGUGGCCGAUGCCCAAUCACAGAACAAGGACUAUGUGGUUUACAGAGAGAGGUGGUAUAUUCUCAUACUUUUCUCAGUCAUAGCCCUCCUGUAUUUGUGUACUUGGAAUACAUGGGGACCUAUAGAGAACACAGCAUCCAUCGUUUUGCAAUGGGGUCCAGGGCAGUUUGCGCUGCUGGCUAAUUGGGGACCCUUUUCAUUCCUUCCUUCGGCAUUACUAUUUUCAUGGCUGCUUCAUGCAAAGGGACUCCGUGUGUCGGUUCUAGUCUCUGGUGGACUUCUCGUUAUGGGAUGUGGUAUAAGGUGUAUUCCAGCACCAGUCUGUAUGAUGAAAUGGACAAUGAACAUUGGGCACAUAUUUAUAGGAUUGUCUGGGCCAGUUCUGAUGUCAGCAGUCACAGCCAUAUCUGCAACUUGGUUUCCAACAAAUGAACGUACCACUGCAACUGCCAUAGCAGCAACAGCUCCAUACAUUGGCCUUGCAGGCUCCUUUAUCAUUGGACCACUCAUUGUGACAGAAAUCCAUAGUCCAACUACAGGAUCCCCACUUACUCCUAGUGGAAAUCAUUCUGACGAAUAUUACUAUGAUUACAUAGAUGAUGAUGAAAUACAAAAGCAUCUUCAGGAAAUUCGAAAUCUUAUGUAUAUUGAAUUUGGAGUAACUGCUGCAGUCUAUUUAUUAGCUUUGGUUCGCUUUCCUGCAAAACCUCUUACCCCACCAUCGGCUUCAGCUGUGAGAGAGAGAGAAGAUAUGAAAGCUGGGAUUAUUGCUUUACUCAAGGAAGUAUCAUUCUGGAUUCCAGCUCUUGCCUAUGCAUGUAUUACUGGUGUCUUUUACGGUUGGACAGCGCAGCUAGGAGCCAUAUUCGGUAAUAAAGUCAGCCAAACAUCAUCAGGUUGGAUGGGUUUUUACACCAAUUUGGCAUCAUUGGUUGGAGGGGCGCUUACUGGCAGGUUUGCAGAUCAUUUUGCUGGAAAGAUGAAACCCAUCCUACUGUUCCUCAUCCUAAUAUCUUCACUUUGCCUAACAUGGGCUAUUCUUAUUGUUAAUGAAUAUAUUAAUUUCAACCUAGAUUGCCUAUAUGCCGCUGUUGUUUUAUUUGGGUUGUUCCUCAACUCCACCAUACCACUUUUUCUUGAGAUAACUGUUGAGGGCGCAUUCCCCAUUGGUGAAGAAACAACCACCAUUCUCAUGACUAUGUUGAAUAAUGUGACUACCCUGGGUUUUCUCAUUCUACCUAUGAUCCCAUCAAUAGUUGACUUUGCUUGGCUGAACUGGGUGAUGUUGGGAUCUGUGGUUAUCUGUAUUCCCCUAAUGGUCUUCUACAAAGAGCGCUAUAACAGACUUUAUUUUGAUGCUAUACAUCCAGUCGAUGACAGCAAUUUACAAGAAAAAUAGAAGGUUCUAAUCCAUUUUUUCUGCAACUCUUGUGACAUCCACUUUGAACUGUUUAACAGCACUGCAAUUGACUGUCAGUGGUUCCAAUGAAUAUGAAUGGAGAUGGGUUUUUUUCUAUCCACUCAUAAUACAGUGGUAUUUUGUUUUAAGAGCAAUAUCUAGUGACAUUCAUGGUAAUUCCAAUGUUAAUAGAGUAAUUAACCCUUGUUGCACAUUAAAUUGGGGACAAAUUUGAUGUCUUACUAUGAACUACAGAAAAAAUAUGAGAGGGUGACAUGAUCGAUUUUCUCGGUAUUGAAUACUGAUCAGAAUGUGCAUAUAAGUCAUAUUCACAGCAUUAUGCUUGUUUGAUAUUUCUAUUAAACUCAAUUGCUAGAGUGGAUAGUUAAAACCUGUUAACAAUCAAAGUUUCAUAUCAUCACAAUCAUCAUAUCAUGAUGAUCAUCAUCAUCACUACCACCACCACCUCCACCACCAUCAAUCUUCAUCAUUAAAAUGUAUUUUCAGAAUAUUGCUUCUUCAGUGAUUCAGAGCCUUAUCAAUAUAUUAUAGGCCUACAAAGUGCCAACAGAUUGGUUUUCAAUAAAAUUUACACUUUCACACAUUUACUGUAAUAUGUUCAUCAGCAAAUCAUACAAAAGCAUUCGGUAUAAAGAGAACUUCGGGGUUUAAAAAAAUACAGUAGUUUUCUUUACAAUUACAUUUUUAUUACAAAUAUGCAUCUUUUGAAAUUGGAUUUCUUAUGAACACAUACAACUAAAUUGUACAAGAGUUUGUUUAUUUUGACCAUACAUGUAGAUCAUUCAAGGAUAACAUGAAUAUGGUGUGCUGUAUACAGAUAGGUGCUUGCAAUAAGAGAGCUUGAGAAAUGAGAUUUCAUUUGAUCUCAAAAGGGGGUAAAGGACUUACAUAGAAGAUAAAAUCUCAUUGGAAAUGCAGAGUACGAAGGUCAAACAUUUGUCUUCACCCCAAAUCAAAAUGAAAUACAAUGAAAGAUUACUUAUGUUAAGCUUGGAUCAACAAGGCAUGCAAGCAGGCUGAUUACCCAAAGAAGGAAAUGAGGCUUACAUGUACUAAGCAACGUUACAUGUGGAUUGCUGAAGUAAAGUAUUUAGCUAUUCAUUGCAUAACUUUUCAAUCUGAAAUGAAUUAUCCUAAGUUGCUGAGAUGUAAAAUACAUCAUUUACAAUAUGGAAAUUUGGACAUUAUAACCACUGAAGGAUGGCUUGUGUAUUUGUAAAUUGACAAUGUAUUUGAAAUUAAAUGAAAAUAAAUAUUUCAUGUACGAUCAAUU